AUGGAACCUUUUAUGACAAUAAUGGUUGCAAUGGACGAAAAUAACGGUAUUGGGCUAAACAAUAUUCUACCAUGGUGUUUACCAGGUGACUGGAAUUGGUUUUUAACAAUCAGUACAAACACAAUUGAUCCAAAGAAGCGUAAUGCUGUUAUAUUUGGGCGUUUAUCAUAUGAAUCACUUUUAAAACAGGAUAGGUCUCCCUUGAAACAUUGGCAUACAAUUGUUAUCUCGUCAAACUCCGAAGCAAUAAAACAGCAAUCGAGUGAAACUAGUGUUACUGUUGUUCCCACAUUCGAACGGGCAGCACAAUAUUCCUAUGAUAUGUUCCACAAUGCAGAUCAAAAUAUAGAAAAUGUUUACGUUCUCGGUGGUGUACAGGUAUAUGAUCAAGCAGUAAAAUUAAAAUUAGUUAAACGUAUAUAUUUGACACGAAUUUUUGCUACUUUCAAUUGUGAUACAUAUUGGACAACAUUAGAUUUAUCUGGUUUCAAGCCUGUUAAACGAAAUUCGAACGAAAUCUUGUCAACUGAAGAUGGUCAAAUUAAGGAAGAAAAUGGUUGUAAAUAUCAAUUCCAAAUUUAUGAAAUUGCUUAA
This is a messenger RNA of Didymodactylos carnosus, 594 nucleotides long. Lineage: Eukaryota; Metazoa; Rotifera; Eurotatoria; Philodinida; Philodinidae. The record is from the annotation of a GenBank genome assembly.